Molecule: messenger RNA, 4273 nt
Organism: Schistosoma turkestanicum
Lineage: Eukaryota; Metazoa; Platyhelminthes; Trematoda; Strigeidida; Schistosomatidae
Source: the annotation of a GenBank genome assembly
UUUCAAUUUCAUUCAUAUUGAACAUUGAAUCCCCAUUUGUUGUUUGUUUGUUACUUCUGUCAAUCCAUUCACACAUGUAACACAUUUUUGAAAUAUUUUAAACAAAUGAAUAAUUUACGCAUUUCUAUGCAUUUAUUAUUAAUUUAUAUCGUAUUACAUUAUUUUGUUUUACUGAUCUCUUCAACUCAUUUGAAUUUGUCAAUAAAUUCUUCUACUACUACUGCUCAAAGCAACAAUGUUUUACUUGUUCAACAAACUGUUAUUAUUAAUCAUUCAUCACCAGAGAAACAUUUUAUUGAAUUAUUACUGAAUGCCACGAAUAAUUAUCAAUGUAAUUUUAAUCAGUUACAUUAUUGUUCAUUUGACUAUUCAUCAAAUUGGAAUUUUCAAUUAAGUUUACAAGAAUUUGCUAUGAAAAUGAAAAAAGCCGCUGAAUUAGCUGAUUUAAUUGUACGUGAUUUUCAAGAGAAAUUAUCACACAAAAAUGUAGAGAAUGGUAGCAAUAAUAAUGGUAGUAAUGUGAUAAAAAAUAAUAAUGAGAGCAAUAUGUUAUCAUCAUCGCCGACAACAUCAUCAACAAAUUCAUAUUUUCCAAUACCAUUUGUUCAUAUUCCAACUGUGAAUUAUUUUCCAUGUUCUUCUACUAAUAAUGAUCAACAACAGUAUUCUUAUCUAAAAUUAUCAAUUGAAUGGCCUAAAUAUUUUCAAACACAUCACUUUGUUGUACCAGAAGAUGUGACACCAGUUCAUGUAUCGAAUCAAUUGUCAACUGUAACUGAGAGCACUGUACAAUCAACUUCAAGUAUUAUUAAUACAGUGAAACAAAAACGUUCCAGUUCUUAUCAUUCAUUGAAACCAUUGAAUGAUAAUCAUAAUAAUAAUAACAACACAAUGACCUUGAAACAUGAAUAUACUUUUUCGAAUUUAAAUACAAUAGCUUGUUUACAAUUGAAAAUCAAGUUUCUACCUAAUAAUCAUAGUUUAUUGGGUAGUAAAGUUAUUUUAAGCUUAGGUUCAAAUAAGCAAAUCAUUCAAAAUAUAUUUCCUACUAACAAAAGUAAUCAUCAUCAACAAGAUUAUGCUCAUGAUAACUUGUCAAUAUCAUAUAAAUCAUACGCUCCUAAUAUAUCCAUAUUCAAUUGGUCAACAUUACAUCGUCGAAAACUAUCGGAUUUAAACAACAAUACUUUAUUACCAUAUCAUGUAUGGAUUAAUGUUUCAAUGCCUAUAUAUCCUACUACUACUACUACUAUCAGUAGUAGUAGUAGUAGUUUUACUAGCAGUAGCAGUAGUACAGAUCCCAUUACUCCGUAUCAUGAAAGUGUUUCCCAUCCACAUGAAAUAUUCACAGAACAAUCAAAUCAUUGGAUAGUUGUACAUUCUAACCAGCUGUUGACAAUCCUUACAACAAACAAUGUAUGCAUUGAUGAUAUUUCAUUGUUUACACAUAAAGAUCGAUCAUCACUAACAUCAUUAUGUCCACGUCAAUUAAUUUGGUUUCAUAAUGAUACUACUACUAUACAACAGCUUUAUAUUAACACUGAAGGUUAUCCAAUGAUCAAAUUGAAUGAGACAAAUUCAUUGAGCCAAUCAAAUCGACGUAAUCGAAAGAAUCAUCAGGAUAAUAGUACAAAUCUAUAUGUGACAUCAUUUUUCUCAUUUGAGAAUGGUUUACAAAUGAUAUGGAUUGCUGGUUCAUUAUUAUUAACUGUAUUUAUUAUUUUUCUGGCUAUUUUAUUCAUUAUUACUUUUAGUUUAUCAGUAAUAUGUACACGACGAAAACAAGUUCAUUUUAAUCAUAAAAAAACUUUAACUACUGAAAAUAAUAUAAGUAGUCGAAAUGAAAAAUGUAAAAAUAAUACUCAUAAGAAUAAUGAUAUGGGAUUAUUUUGUGAACAAAAAAAUCGUCGUAAAUUCUAUUUAAAUCGUCAUCAUUAUCAUUGUGAAUUAUUAAAUGUACUGCCAAAUAGUUCAUUAUUAAUUGAUUUACAUAAUCAUUUAUCUUCAUCAUCAUCAUUGCAUGGUUUAUUGAAUCAACAACAACAACAACAACCAAAUCAUCUACAACUUGACAGUCAACAGCAUAAUUCACAACAACAACCACACCCACACCUACAACUGCAACAAGUCAAUACAGCAUCGUUAACAACACAUCAACAAUGUUUAGAUGAUAAUUCAACAGAACUUAGUUUAUGUAUUCAAGAUGAUAAAAAUGACUUAAUGAAUUCAAUCAAUCGACAAAUCAGUGACAAUUCCAAUAUAUCCACAACAACUACAGCAGCUUUACAAUUAUUACGUAAUUGGAAUUUUUAUAAACAACGCAGUACUACACCAAUAACAUCAAUAUCAUCAUCAUGUUGUCGUUAUUAUGCUUAUAGCCAUUAUCCACCAACUACUAGUUGUCCUAUGAUGCAUCAACAGCAUCGAAUAAGUCCAAUCAAAUGUUCAGCAUUAAAACGUGCUAACAUUUCUUCCAAUGUUAGUCUUCUAUCCAAUAACACAAAUAAUCAUCCUAAUCACCAUAAUCGAAAUUCAAUCAAUAUCAAUGAUAAUCUAUUAGAUGAAGAGAAUAUUAUCUAUCGUUGUCAUUCAUCUCAAUUAAACAAUGAUCAUCACCGCGAUCAUCAUAAACAAUCCAAGCAUCAUGAAUUACGUCAAUCGUUAAUUUUAUCAUUCAAUGAAAAUAAUCAAUUAAUUUUAUUACCAUCAUCUGAAUCGAAUGAUCAACAACACAUUGAUCAUCAUGAUCAUCGUAGUACUAGUAAUAUGUUGAAUAGUUUAUCCGAAGAAGAUGCUGAAGCAACACGAUUAGAAAUGGCUACAUCAGUUAAUGCAUUAGAUAAAUAUUUUGUACAGGAUAUCAAUACUACUGAUAAUAAUAAUAAUAAUAGUAAUAAUACAUUAGAUAAUAUGCAUGAUUAUACUCUAUCCACUAUACCACGUUCAAUGACCAUGACGAUGUCGACAAUGAUGAUGAACAAUGACACAGAACAACCACCGCCAAGUUAUCAUGAUUGAUAAUAAAAGGGGAGAGGGUAGUGCAUUUCGUUUUUGUUGUUAUUGUUUGAAUGUUACUUAUUUGUGUUCUUUCCUUGUUGAAUGAGAUGAUAAGCUGUUUUUCCUCACUUGCUUUCUUUCUCUCAGAUAUAUAUAUUAUAUAUAUAUACCCGUUAUAUUACGUUAUUGAAAUGAUUUCUAUGCUUACUCUAAUAUAUAUUUCGUUGUUUGAUUUGUGAAAUGUAGUUGAGACAGAGAGAGAAGUGAUGAUACCUUCUCGGCUUCGAUGAUUACAAGUUUCGGUAGAGACAAAUGGAACUGUGAACUCUUCAAACAGCAAUCCAUAUUCUUCUCAUCUCCGGUUAAUCAUUGUUUGUAAGGAGAGAGAUGUUGUUAUGCAAUAUAUAUAUAUAAUAUGUCUUUUGUUAUAUUGACGAAUUUUAAAAUGUUUAUUCAAUGAAUAGUUAGUUGUAUUUCUAUUGGUUGGUUUGUUUGUUUUUCUGUUUCGGUCGCCAUGUUUUUUUUUGUUUUCGUUCUAACAAUAACAAAAUUUGAUUAGGAUUUUAUCAUUAUUUACUUUGGUGUAUGCAUAUUGCUUGCCCUACACUAUUGACUAUUGAACAAAGAGUAAGUAGUCAAGUGUCAUUUUUAUGUUAAACAAUGUGAAUUCAUGAAUUGUGGACACCAGCACACACACACACUCGGUGCUAUUCGGUUUCUUUCGUUGAGUAGUUUCUUGCAUAAAUAAUAUACAGCAAGUAGUAGUACAUAUUUCGUUACUUGAUUUGUACUGCUACUUUUGUUUUGUUUCAUGCACUCACACACACACACACCAAUACAUACAUAGUGGUUGCUUUUUUUGAAACGCCCAAGUUUAACAACUAAUUUCUAGGGAAUAAAUAAUAUUUCCACUUAAUUUUUGCUUGUUUUUACUCGCUCGUCAGUGAUUUUCUCUUUUUUUUUUAAAUUUAGAUAUUUUAUAAUUAUUAUUGAUGAGUUUGUUUUAAUUUAUUCAUUCAUGCAAAUUAGAAUCAUUAUUUAAUUUUUAUUGAAAGCCCUUCUUUUUUUAAAUCAAAUUAUUGAACAUUGAAUUUUUUGUUGCGUUCAGGUUUGAUUGUUUGAAGUUGUGUUGCCUGUUUUUUUUAGUUGAUCAAAAUAAUUGAACAUUGAAUUAGUUGCGUUCAGUUUUUCUUGUUGUUGUUGUUGUUUGACCUGUAUGCUCGAGAAUGGUUCGUUCAAUGGAAUUGAAUGUGUUCAACAGGAAUUUGUGAAAAAG